Dromaius novaehollandiae (emu) is the source of this 1614-nucleotide messenger RNA. RefSeq lists its product as uncharacterized. Lineage: Eukaryota; Metazoa; Chordata; Aves; Casuariiformes; Dromaiidae. The transcript is spliced from 4 exons. The record is from RefSeq and is a predicted model, not a curated record. The coding region runs from base 691 to 1614 and encodes 307 amino acids.
CACGUGAUGCCCCGCCCCGCGGACGGCCGUUGGUGACCGUUGGUGCGCGCGCGCGCGCCGCGGCGCUGCCUCCCUGUCGCCCAGCCGGCGGCGCUGCUGGCACGGCUGCUCACGUGGGUGGCUGCCGCGGCGGUGACUGUGUCGCUAUUGCCUGGGAUGGUGGCGGUUUGGGCUCUCUUCAUGAGCCUCGCCCAAAAGCCCGCGUCGGGCGAGCGGCCUCGUUGCCUGUGGCAGAGGGCGGCGUUCCCGCCACGAAGGAGCGUGCUUUGUGUCGUGUAGGCGGGCCGUGCACUGAGGAGCUGGUGGCGAGGACAGGCCCAGGAAGAAUCUCCUGGCUGCUGUUGAUAAUGCAAUCUGUUUGACAGGAAGGUUCAACAUUUGAAGAUUACUUGGAAAUUUUCUAUUUCUGAACUUAAGGGGAAGACCUGUGUAGACCAUUCAGCUUAACUGCACUGGUCAUAUAUCUAACAUACGCCACAAAACUUCUUCAGUUUAUUUGGAUUUGAAUUACUCUGAAUACAAUGGGGGGAAGCGACUGGUGUGAGUACGCCAAUCGUGAAAGUCCCGGAUGAACAUCCAGCAUGUCCAUGCUGCGGUGUCAAGAUGGGAAGAAUGGCGGCACUAACUGACCAUCUUCGAAGAGCCCACGGUCGGCGAUGAAUUCUGUUCGCGUGCUCCCGAUGUGGGAGAAUGAAUGAGAAACAUCAUAGUAUAGCCUGCCACUUCCCAAGAUGCCAGGGGGCUCCAGUUGAACGUGAAGAGGAAGGCCCUGGUGGCCCCAGUGGCUUCAUGUGUGAAGAAUGCAACCGAGAGUUUAAGACCAAAAGCGGCCUCUCUCAGCACAAAAGGCUUGUGCACCCACUGCUCAGGAAUAAGGAAAGGAUUGAAGCGUCUCGUCCGAAGGGAAAAGAAAUUCGAGGUAUGCAUAAGAGCUGUUGGACGGAAGAGGAGACGGUUCUACUGAUAGAGUUGGAGAAGAAGUAUAAGAACGAACGCUUUGUGAAUAAGCUGAUCGGAGAGCAUUUGCCCACGAAAACGGCGAAGCAGAUCAGCGAUAAGAGACGCCAGCUUGCAGCAGGUGCUAAGACAUCAGCAUCGCCAAGGAAAGCAGAACAUCGGCGUGAAGGGGACGAACCGGUUGAGAAGGAAAGGAUUGAAGUGAUAAAGACAGAAUACAGGAAGAUUACUGCAGAGAGAAUACGAGCUGGAACCCUCUCCCCCAGUCUGAAGAUCGCUUUUGAGGAGGUCCUGGAGGGUACCAAAGACACCCAGAAGGUCAUCAAAGGAUCAACGGAGGAAUGGCUGGCACAGCUGGCGGGACAUGCCGUAGUAGCCAAAUUGAAACAACUGAGAAAGCACCAGGCUGGACCUGUGCCCAAGAGGGUGGAGAGAAAGUGGAUGAAGAUCAGGGCGGUGAAGCGGGGCCAAUACCUGAGAUACCAGCGGCUCUUCGAGAUGGAUCGUAAGAAGCUUGCUGGUAUCAUUUUGGAUAACAUCGAAGCACUUAAGUGCCCCCUUCCAAUGGAUGAACUUUAUAAUUCAUUCAGAAAGAAGUGGGAAGAAGGUGGCCCCUUUCAGUCUGGGUGCGUUCCACAGUGCGGGGGCAGCGAAUAA